Arxiozyma heterogenica is the source of this 1968-nucleotide messenger RNA. RefSeq names its product Etp1p (gene ETP1). Gene Ontology annotation, cellular component: cytoplasm. Gene Ontology annotation, biological process: Ras protein signal transduction; protein ubiquitination. The transcript has a single exon. The record is from RefSeq and is a predicted model, not a curated record. Gene Ontology annotation, molecular function: zinc ion binding; ubiquitin protein ligase activity. The coding region runs from base 1 to 1968 and encodes 655 amino acids. NCBI's taxonomy places the organism in Eukaryota, Fungi, Ascomycota, Saccharomycetes, Saccharomycetales, Saccharomycetaceae.
AUGAAAUCUAUGUAUAGAUUGGUUAUACAUUUAGAAUCAGAGAGUAGGGCAAAGGAAGUUUUUAACGCUUUUAUCUGUGACAAUACUGAUUUAACACCCGAAAUUAGUACCGAGAAAAAAGAAAGUGAAGCUUUACUGAAGGAGGACCAGGAAGAAAUACGUAUCCAUAGAUAUUCAAUUAUCACAGACUUGAUUCAAGAGAAAGAUAGAAUGCUGGAUAAAAAAGAUAAAGUCAUAUCACAGUAUAUGGGACAUGGUAUCAUACGAUUGUUUAAAGAAAGUGAUACCUCACAAAUUUCAGCAGAUAACAAUGAAGAUAUGCAGGGAAAUUCAACUGCCACAUUGACUGUCCCAGGAGAUGAUACCAUGUUAUGUAUUCUUUUUGUACCAACGUAUUUCACUGUACAUGAUCUUUUGCAUUUCUAUAUUGGGGAUGAUAUUGUUCAUAAUCAAAUAUCAAAUUUUCGCAUUCUACAAAACCAUGAUGCAGGAGUGGGUUUUAAUUUUACUGUAUUAAUGAAGUUUAAAGACCCAGUCGGCGCUAGAAGAUUCAAAGAAACUUUCAAUGGUAAAAAAUUUAGUAAAAUUGAUCCAGAGAGAUGUCAUGUUGUAUUUAUUAAAGAGGUGACAUUCAAAGCCAAUCUUUUUGACAAUAAUGAGGAAUUGGUUCCAUAUCUUUUGACAGACCCUUUUACACGGUUAAAUGAAGAUAAUAUGGAUAAAGGGCAAUCUGUAGAAUUACCUAUGUGUCCGGUUUGUUUGGAGAGAAUGGAUGCAGAGACAACAGGAUUGAUUACAAUUCCAUGUCAGCACACAUUCCAUUGUCAUUGUUUGGAUGCAUGGAAGAAUUCUAAGUGUCCUGUUUGUAGGUAUUCAAGUUUUAGAUUAACUCGUGAUUCCUUAAUUCAAAAAGCUGGGGAUUCACCAAAAUGUACAAUAUGUGGUGAUAAAUCAAACUUAUGGAUAUGUUUGAUUUGUGGUAACAUUGGUUGUGGGAGAUAUAAUUCAAAACAUGCUAUUCAACAUUUUGAAUCCACUUCACACUGUUUUGCAAUGGAUAUGAAAACACAAAGAGUAUGGGAUUAUGCAGGAGAUAAUUAUGUACAUAGAAUUGUUCAAAAUGAAGUAGAUGGUAAACUAGUAGAAGUAAGUGGGAAUCUUCCAAAUGUAAUAUUCGAAAACAAUAAUAUGGCUGGUGAGUCUAGUGGUGAUGAUGGUGGAAUUGUUGCUAAUAGUAAUUUAGGAAAUGGUCAACAAAAUGAAAAUGCUAAUACCUCUGGAAAAUGUUUAGAUUUGGCAGAAAACUUCUUAAGAAAUAAAGAGUAUCAUCUAGAAUAUGUUCAGGUACUAAUAUCUCAGUUAGAAUCACAGAGAGAGUAUUAUGAAGAAAAGAUUGAGAGAUUACAAGAAAAAUCACUACAGGAUUCUCAUAUUUGGAACGAACAAAAGCAUCUUGAGGAACGUUACGAAAAACUUGAAAGUAAUUUUCUGGAACUGCAAGCAGAGUUUAGAAAGAUUGAGCUAGAGAACAAAAAAUUAAAAACGAUUAAUGAAACAAAAUUAAACAAUUAUCAAAAAGAAUCCUCAGAGAAAGAUCAAAUUAUAAAAGGAAUGUCGAGAAACCUAGAUGAUCAAAUCAAGAAGUAUGACAGGUUGAAGGAAUUAAAUAAUGAGCUUUUAGAUAAAAAUAAAAAUUUAGAAGAGGAAGUUAAAGACUUAAUGUUUUAUAUAAAUGCUAGAGAUAAAUUCGAAGGUGCGACAGAAGAAGAAAUAAAUGGUACUGUUAUGGUACAGCACUCAACAAAGGACUUUAAUACUGAUGCUAAGGAAAUAGCGAAUAUAUCCUCCUCCAAAAAUAAAAAGAAAAAUAAAAAGAAGAAAAGGAAGAACAAGAAUAAUUCGAUUACUAAAGCAGAAUUAACUUUACCUUCUGAUGUUGAUAGCUCUAGGUGUUUGAUACAGGAUUAG